GUAAAGUAAGCAGGUUUUCGAAAUUCUGUAUUUGCACCUUUUUGACAUGUUCUGUAUUCUGUGCAUAAUGUGAUGCUUCAUCUGUUUCUAAUUGGAUUCAAACACUCCAAAAAUGUGGAUGAAGUUUCGUUGGAAUAAGUGUUGCCUUCUCAGAAACUGUAUUUUCAAUUAUUUUGUAUUGGUUUUGAUGCUACAAUUUCGCUGCCAAAUGGGCUCGGGAGUCGCCACUUUUUCUUCUAAGUAUUCUGAUGAAAAUUCUGUUCCUUUUGCAUUUACUUCACCACUUUAUGAAACAGUGUUAAUUAAUGAUGGAAGUUUGCACCGAUAUAUUAUUCCCACCAGUCAUCAUAUGGGUGUUUCCGAACCAUUCAGUGGGAACCCAUCUGGUGAUGUCGUAUUUAACAUCAUGGAUUUUGAUGCUCACAGUUCUUUUCGAGCUGCUUGCAAGAAACUCGGAAAAUUUUUCUUUUUGCAUCUUUAUGCUUCAUCUGAUAGUCCAGCUAUCAAGAAGAAACCAAAUUAUCGAUUCAAAGUUGAGGCAGUGUUCACUUCGCACAACCAUUCAUCAGUUACUCCAAUCCGAUUAAGCAAUACUACCGAAAUCAUCGUAAACGUCAUAGCUGUUCAUGAAAACUGUCCUAUCUUCACCAGAAGUUUCCAUCAUUUCGAUGUUCCUGAAAACAUAAGCGUCCAACAGUCUAUAGGGAAGUUGUCUGCAAGUAGUUCAGGUUCCAGCGUAAGUGCACAGAAUUUGUUUUAUAUGGAUCCGUUCGAACUCGAUAUACCUUUUCGGGUUGACUUGUAUUCAGGUGAUAUAUUCCCCACUCGUCCUUUGGACAGUCAAUACGCAAAGAUUGGUUAUCCAGAAUUUAUUCACGGAAAAUCGGAAAUCGAAAAUUUUGGGCUUUUAAAUUAUACUUUCAAUGUUUCUGUUGUGAGUCGUGGCGGCAGUGAUCGUAUACGCUGUAAUAUGGUUAUUGCUACAAGAGUUGAAAUAUCGAUCACUAAGUUCCGGCAUUCAGAUUUAUCAAUAAAGGUUGAACAUCUUGAAGAAAUUACCAUGCCGGGUGCGGCCGGUGUAGCUUAUGCUCGUGUUCACGUUGUUGGCUCACCGUCUUCUGUUGGCUCAGCAAUUGGACUCAGGAUUUCAGAACCAGAUAUGAGAGAAAAGUUUGAACUAGUGUCAACAAGUAAGAAAAAUGAAUGGGUAAUUCAGGCUAAGUAUGAUAUACACUCUAUUUCACUAAAUUCGUGGAUGAUGAUAACGUUGGAAGCAUACGAGGUCCCCAAGUUUGUUACCAAAUGGGAUGAAAAUCUGAAUUUUUUCACAGGCCGUUUGUCUCGUCUAAAUGUUAAUAUUCCUUUGGUUUUCAAGUCUAAAUAUAAAUUAUCUUUGCCCUCAGAAAUAAGAAUUCGUUUAUCAGAGGCUGCCAUUGUGAAUUCAACUAUAGAGGUUCUAAGGCCAUCAGCGAUUUUUAAUAUGACCAAUGCAAGCUUUGUGUUUACAGAUCUUCGUAGUCAAAAUCAAAAAUCGGAAUCCAAAGAAAAGAUAAGGUUGACAAAAAGUGGUUCUCUUGUGGUUGUGCAGCCACUUGAUUUAGAGAAUGAUAUUUCUGUCCAAAAAUCACCUCAGGCUCAUGUCGAUAACGUAAUUACCAUUCCUUUUACUGUUGUGGAUGGCAAUAAUUUGUUAUUAAGCAGUGCACCAGAGUCACGUAUCAUUGUUGAGGUUUUCGAUAUAAAUGAUUUAGAUCCUGUUGUGCAAAACAAUGGUUCUGUAUUUGAAAUACCUGAAAAUGUCUCUUUGAAUUCGCAUGUACUUUCAGUUAUCGGAUACGAUCCUGAUGUGUCACAUACAGAUCUUUCUUAUGUCCUAUAUGAUGCUGACAUCUUACCAUUUACAUUAAUUGGUCCUCGUAAUGAUAAGCUAGUAGUGUCGAAGCCUCUCGACGCAGAAACUAUGCCAACAGAAUUCAUCGUUCGCGUACUUGUGUCAGAUUCUGGGAUUCCACUCCCUCGUAGCGUUUUAGCCGUUUACAUCAUUCGAAUCCUGGAUAUUAACGAACACCCUCCAGUCUUUGUGGAAGAUUCUUGUGAAAUUUCACUUCCAGUCACAGAUGAGGGCUCCAUUUUCUCCAAAGCAGCACCAUCGUCACCGAGCCUUAAUAUAGGUCGGUAUUUCGCUGAGGACUUGGAUCGAGAUGGUCAGAGUUCUGUUACAAUCCACAUAGCAGCUAGCAGUUUUCCAAGACCAUGUUUCAAAAUUGAGGAACAAACAGGUGAUCUAAAUGUUGUUUGUUCUUAUUUAGGUUCUCCAGGAGCUCAAAUUAUACUUAAUUUAUUGGCUUCAGAUGGUAUAAAAGUUUCCAAAGAAUCAUGUACAUUGUCAUUAAAUCUAGUUCGUUUUCAAGAAAUAGCUGGUACUAAUUUCACAAGGCGUUGCAAGUCAUCUCAUGUUUAUGAUAAAUUACAAGCACUGAAAAUACAAAAAAAGAGGUAUGAAUUUCUACUUAGUCAAAAUACCGUUUACGAGCUGCAGUCGAAUCGCCAUCGACCACAAUUCCCGACGGACUUACCUACUCGUAUACAUAUUCCUGAAAAUCUUCCUAUAGGUACAGUUGUACUGAGGUUUGCGGCUUCAGAUGAAGAUGGUCCAGACUAUUCAAUGUCUGGGCAGAUCAUCUAUGGAUUAGAAGCUUUGAGGUCAGUGUCCUCCGAAACCGAAGCAGCAACAUAUAUUACAGACGUAGAUAUCAAACAAGCUUUCAUACUUUUGCCGAAUUCGGGGUUAUAUAGGGAAUUCGUUAACAACACAACAUUCUGCUGUGGUGUUUCGCUGGUAGUGGCUGCCUCCUUAGAUCGGGAAGUAAUUUCCAGUUAUAGUUUGAUUUUACGUGCAUGUGACCUUGGUCAACCGCAGUUAUGUACUUUUUCUCCACUACAUAUCUUCCUUGAUGAUUUAGACGAUAAUGCCCCUGAAUUUUUAAAUCCAUCUGUCCAACAAAGUAGUAAUAUGGUCCAUAUCUCUACGAAUCCUUCAAUAUCAACAUCUUCUAAUCAGGAUAGGGCUUCAGGUAUUAUUAACGUUCCCGAAGAUGCACAGCCUGACACAAUAUUGGGUCAAGUUCGAGCUGUCGAUCGUGAUGUUACGAGCGAAGUUCGUUAUUAUCUGUUAAAUUUUCAGGAUGUAUUUAAGAUACAUAGUCGAACAGGCAAAAUCCGUUUGAAAACAAAAUUGGAUAGGGAGACUCAAGCAGUAUAUGAACUAUUGGUGUCUGCAGUCGGCUAUCCUCGUGGAAACCAUCAACAGUCCCAGUUUAAAAUACCAUACUUUGAUUUUAUCCAGGUCUCUCAAGCGGUCGACUAUGAUGUUCGACGCUCCGCAAAUACGCGUAUCAACAUAAUCGUAACUGAUGUCAAUGACAAUCCUCCAGUAUUUUACUCCCCUGGUCUACCUCAAGAACAUCAAUAUCUAUAUAAUAAUUCAUCUGGAAUCACCGGUUUGAAUGCUUGGCUAGGGACUGAUGGAUAUGUUGUCUACGUGCCUGAAGAUAUCCCAGAAGGUGCUUAUAUAACUACGUUGAUGGCUACCGAUAGAGAUGAAGGUAUGAAUGCUUUGAUCAGAUAUAGUCUAUUCGGGAAGCAGGAGAGCAGUGCAAAUUGUUUUCAUACAGAUCAGAUGACUGGUGUUGUUCGUUUAGCUGCAGGAUGUGAUUUGCAUAGAAGUAGUCGUAGUCAUGUUCUUACAGCUUGGGCUAUGGAUCAUGGUGCAUCGCAGCUGUAUGCUAAUAUUUCAUUCAUUGUUCAUGUCUUGUCUGUCAAAUUGAAUAUUUUUCCACCUCGUUUUAUGGCACACCCAGCUCUGUUUAGUGGAUGGAUACGUGAGAACCAACCUUCUGGAAGUUUCGUUUUUUCAAAGCGUGAUCUUGCAUCUAAAUUGCAACUGAAAGCAAUUGAUGCAGAAGGUAGCAAUGUAAUUUUUGUUGUAGUUGGGGGAUCAGGAUUCGGUCUGUUUGGUGUGAACGAUAAUGGUCGUUGACGAAAAUGAUCAUUUUCCUGUAUCUCCGAUUCCACAAUACGGCCAUCACUUGUUGGAAAAUUCACCUGCUAAUAUUGUAGUAGCUCAUAUUGUCGCUUCUGAUUCUGAU
This is a messenger RNA of Schistosoma curassoni, 4148 nucleotides long. The record is from the annotation of a GenBank genome assembly. Lineage: Eukaryota; Metazoa; Platyhelminthes; Trematoda; Strigeidida; Schistosomatidae.